AUGGGUGCCACUAGCUUCACACAAGAAUUCACGUGCCCAAUUGCCCCAUCACGCAUGUUCAGAGCCUUAAUCUUAGACUCAAACAAUUUGAUCCCGAAACUCUUGCCCCAGUUCAUAAAAAGUGUUGAUUUAAUCCAUGGAGACGGAGGAGCUGGAAGCAUAGAGCAAGUCAAGUUCGCAGAAGGUACUGAUACCAAAUAUGUGAAGCAUCGAAUUGAUGAGCUAGACAAAGACAAUCUUGUUUGCAAGUACACUAUGAUUGAAGGGGAUCCACUUGGGGACAAGCUUGAAUCUAUUGCUUAUGAGGUCAGGUUUGAGGUAGGGAGUGAUGGAGAUUGCAAUUGCAAGAUGACAAGCGACUAUAAUGCUGUUGGAGAUUUUACUAUCAAAGAGGAAGAAAUUAAAGCUGGUAGGGACAAAACUAGGGGAAUAUACAAAGUUGUGGAAGCCUACCUCUUGGAGAACCCUCACGUCUAUGCUUAG
Dovyalis caffra is the source of this 483-nucleotide messenger RNA. The record is from the annotation of a GenBank genome assembly. NCBI's taxonomy places the organism in Eukaryota, Viridiplantae, Streptophyta, Magnoliopsida, Malpighiales, Salicaceae.